Macroventuria anomochaeta is the source of this 1553-nucleotide messenger RNA. RefSeq names its product translation factor. Gene Ontology annotation, cellular component: cytoplasm. The transcript has a single exon. Bases 201 to 1520 code for a protein of 439 amino acids. The record is from RefSeq and is a predicted model, not a curated record. NCBI's taxonomy places the organism in Eukaryota, Fungi, Ascomycota, Dothideomycetes, Pleosporales, Didymellaceae. Gene Ontology annotation, biological process: regulation of translational fidelity. Gene Ontology annotation, molecular function: double-stranded RNA binding; tRNA binding; nucleotidyltransferase activity.
CCCGCAUACCAAAUGUCAAGUUCGCAAAACACGUCGCGUACUUUUUCCAAACACGUGCUCUGGUGCAAGCCGCCGUAUCAGGGCUCCGAUAUACUUCAACUACCGCGCUGAGAAUUCCGACCGCUUUCUUCACUCCAAACUUAACAACUUCACCAACAUCAGCAACAACCCCAAAGUUUUACCAACAAGUGACCACAAACAUGGAGACCAGUAUCCUCGUCGUCGACCCACAAAAACUGGGCAACAUCACCUUUACGGAGACGAAGACAGAUUUGAUCGAAGAAUGGAACAUAGAAUAUGCGGAGGGGAAGGACUAUCAGAGUCUCAAGAGAGCAGCAGAAGAGAUAGUCAAUACAGACACACCAGUCGCAUUUCCAACCGAAACUGUGUAUGGACUGGGAGCAGACGCGACGAGAAGUUCAGCAGUCAAGGCAAUCUUCGCUGCCAAGGGACGGCCCUCAGACAAUCCUCUGAUUGUGCAUGUCCACUCUUUGUCUCAGCUGCGCGAGCUGCUGUCUGAUAAAGGAGUAUUGCAAACAGGAAACGAUCCUAUUCCUGCGAUCUACAGACCGCUGAUCGAGCGCUUCUGGCCUGGGCCCUUGACCAUUAUUCUACCAGUACCCGAGAACACGACCUUAGCUCCCGAAGUUACAGCAGGUUUGUUGACAUUCGGCGCGCGCAUGCCCCGUUCUAUUCUCGCGCUCUCUCUCUUACGUCUCUGCGGACGCCCACUUGCCGGACCUUCAGCGAACGCUUCCACACGGCCCUCUCCCACAGCAGCGGAGCACGUAUACGACGACCUGCAAGGGCGCAUACACACCAUUGUCGACGGCGGACCCUGCGAAGUUGGCGUUGAGAGCACAGUCGUCGACGGAUUAUCAAGUCCACCGAGCAUACUACGACCGGGCGGCGUUACAGUGGAGCAACUCAGACAAUGUCCAGGAUGGGAGAACGUUACAGUUGGAUACAAAGAUAAGCAAGAAGGAGGCGCCAGUAAACCACGGGCUCCGGGAAUGAAAUACAGGCACUACAGUCCGAAAGCGGAGGUCGUUCUAUUCGAGGCCGGAGCCACAAAACCUGGGAAAGAAGAGGUGACGAGAAAGAGGAGGGUUGGGAUAAUACGGACGGAGAGCUGGAAACCCGCACUAGGAUUGACUGGUGGAAGUACGACUGUCACAGACACGAACGGUCAGACGAACGGCACUUCACGACCUCAUGCAACCCCUUCAAUACCUACAGACGCACCUUCAAGGCUGUCUAAUCUGCUCCGCUCAGUAAUCCAACACCAGAUCCCGCAUGCACAGCGUCACACGCUCGAUUCAAGCGACACUGAUGUAUGGGAUAUCGAUCUGGGGGCGGAGACAGAAGCCGUGGCACGAGGGCUAUUCUCUGCGUUACGAGAGCUUGACAAGAAGGGCGUUGAGGUCAUUUUUGUGGAGGGUAUAGACGACACCACGGGUGACGAUAUCGCAGCUGCUGUGAUGAAUAGGUUGAGGAAAGCCGCGGAGAUCAGGGUGUGAUUGCAUGGGAGAAAGUAGGAGAGUUCAAGUGAA